Molecule: messenger RNA, 2206 nt
Organism: Anopheles stephensi (Asian malaria mosquito)
Lineage: Eukaryota; Metazoa; Arthropoda; Insecta; Diptera; Culicidae
Gene: Hgsnat
Product: heparan-alpha-glucosaminide N-acetyltransferase
Exons: 6
Coding region: 231-1997 (588 amino acids)
Source: RefSeq, a predicted model, not a curated record
UUUUGUUUUGCUUUGUUUGUCAGCUGUUGAUUGCACGUAAACAGACACGCACACACACUCGCACAAACCGUUGUCGCCUGUCGCCACUUGUGCGAACGACAAUUUUUGGCGGGGCGGGGUAUUAAUCGCAAAUGUUGUUGCCAUUGACCAAUUUAUGCCGUCCUUCGAAGCAACAGCAACCAGACGCGUCGCAGCGCUGUGUAGUGUAGUGCACGAGUUCCGCAGCAGCAAUGGUCGAGUACACGGAACGAUUCUUUCGCGGGCUGGACCUGUGGUCACUGGCAGUCGACGAAGCAUUCCUUAACGUGACACGUUCCACCAGCCCGACCGCCAACGAUUACUAUCUCUACACACUGUCGGCUGAGUGUGAUAAGUGUCCGUACACCAAAGUGCAGCGGAUUUCGGCGGAGAAGAAGCAUACGGUGCUAAAAAUCGAUGCAGCACGGUCGCUCGGAUUGCGGGUGCUAGAUCGUGAUGUGGGGAAAUAUUCUUACGAUAACGACACCGUCGUCCUGUGCCAAUUUAGCGACGCACAAUUGGGUGAAUUUGGCGUUUACGAUCUAAGCAUCGGUCCGGACGCCGGUACCUGUAAGCUGGAGACGGCCAAAGAACCGGUCAACAUUUAUCUACCCUUCCUCACGAUAGCGAUUAUCGCGUUGGUUGCGUAUGGUGUCGCUCGUUUAGUGCGGUAUGGCCUGCACCGUGCGCGUAUGGGAGGGUUUCAACAGCCUCCGGCAAGCUCAGAGCAACCAGCCGGUGAUGCACCACCGGCGGAUGAGAACGAUAAGCAAGGGGCGGCAACAUCCGCACAGGUUACCGCUAGGAAACGUCUGCAAAGUCUCGACACGUUCCGUGGGAUUGCGAUCAUGCUGAUGAUCUUCGUGAACAGUGGCGGUGGACACUACUGGUGGAUCGAGCACGCCACGUGGAAUGGGUUGCAUGUGGCCGAUUUGGUUUUCCCCUGGUUCCUUUUCAUCAUGGGCGUAUGUGUGCCGAUUUCGCUGCGAGGACAGCUCAAUCGGAACGUUCCCCGGCGAAUGAUCCUCUCCAAUAUUGCUGUUCGCUCGGUAAAACUGUUCGUGAUAGGGCUUUGCCUAAACUCGAUGAACGGCCCUACCAUGGCAAAUCUGCGCAUCUUCGGCGUACUGCAACGGUUCGGCAUUGCCUACUUUGUCGUAUCGACCGUCCAUCUUUUCUGCCACGAGCAGACACUGCAAUCGCAAAAUCGUCUCCUACGUGCAAACGAGGACAUUUUGCGGCUGAAAAAGCAAUGGUUCAUCAUCGGACUGAUCACGUUCGCUUAUCUGGUGGUGAUCGUAGCCGUACCGGCGCCCGGCUGUCCAAGAGCCUAUUUCGGACCGGGUGGGACACAUCUGCUGAACGCAUUCCCAAACUGUACCGGUGGCAUUACGGGCUAUAUCGAUCGGUUCACCCUAGGGAUGACUCACCUUUACCAACAUCCAACCGCACGCUACGUUUACGAAGCGAUGCCAUUCGAUCCGGAAGGUCCGUUCGGCUGUUUGCCCACCAUUCUGCAGGUGUUCUUGGGUGUCCAGUGCGGUUGUACGAUUCUUGCGUUCGCCGAACAUCGGCAGCGUAUUACGCGCUUUGCCGUGUGGUCGGUUGUGCUUGGGCUCGGUGCGGGAAUGCUGUGUGGAUUCUCCAAAAAUGAUGGUUGGAUUCCGGUGAACAAGAAUCUGUGGUCACUAUCGUACGUACUGGCGACGGCAUCGCUAGCGUACCUGCUGCUACUGAUCUGCUACUAUGUGAUCGAUGUGAAGCGCGCCUGGAACGGACGUCCGUUCGUUUACGCCGGUAUGAACGCGAUCGUCCUGUACGUUGGGCAUACCGUGUUCCACAAGAUGCUCCCGUGGCACUGGCGUAUCGGUACGAUGAACACACACUUGAUGCUCACGCUCGAGGCCCUCUGGAAUACGGUGCUGUGGAAUGUGGUUGCCCUCUAUCUGUACAAGCGAAAGCUAUUUUACAAUCUAUAAAUCGGAACAGCGGUCUUCACACGGCAGGACCGGAGGUUCAAAUCCCAUCCGGACCGUUCCCCCGCGUAGUGAGGACUGAUCAUCCAACUACGUGGCCAGAAAUGGCAGGCAAGGCCUCGCGAUAAUUCCACUUUUUACAUUGUCUAACACUCAUUUUUACAACAAAUAAAACUCAUACUCAAAUAGCUCGUUUGUUUCGCUAUACAAAA